Coffea eugenioides is the source of this 1269-nucleotide messenger RNA. RefSeq lists its product as uncharacterized. The coding region runs from base 1 to 1269 and encodes 422 amino acids. The record is from RefSeq and is a predicted model, not a curated record. Lineage: Eukaryota; Viridiplantae; Streptophyta; Magnoliopsida; Gentianales; Rubiaceae. The transcript is spliced from 2 exons.
AUGAGUGCAAGAGAAGAGAAAAAUAUGGACACUAUUGUUCAUUUCACGCAUCGACAUCCACUUAGCAUCUCAACAAUCCAAUGUCGAGCAAGACAUAAUGAUCGAUGUGGCAUGUGCUCGGAAAUCCUUGAUCCAAUUGCCAGAGUUUAUGCUUGUCAAGGUUGUUCAUUCUUCUUACACGAACAUUCUGCUGAAUUGCAGCUGGAUAUUUCACACCCCUUUCAUCCCCAUCGCCUUCAUCAUCACAUUGAUCCUAUUGCUAUUGGGAGAGGGUGCGACGCUUGCAGCUCUCGUGGAUCUUAUCCGUUCAAAAGCUGGUACCGAUGUGAAGAGGCUGACUGCUCCUUUAGUUUGCAUUUGAAGUGUGCUCUGUUAAAACCUUCUCAUGAUCAUCAUCGAGUAGAGGCGCUACAGAAUUCUCACGGGCAUUCUCUACUUGUUUGCGACAGGCCAAAUGUUUUGCAUUACUCUUGCACUCGCUGUGACACUGAAUUUGGAGAUGAUGACAAGAUUUACGUUUGUCUUGAAUGCAAAUGCAUGUUAGAUGAGCCGUGUGCUGCUCAUGGGCAGGAAAUCAGGCAUCCCUUUCACUCUCAACAUACUCUCUCUCUCGUUCUCUAUUAUUUGCGUCCACCUCGUUGCUGCAGCCUCUGUGGUGGCGGUGGAAGGAAUGGUUAUUUCUUCACUUGUUCUUCAUGUGAUUUUUGCCUCGAUGUUGAUUGUGCCAACUUGGGCGAGACUACCACAAUCUGCAAAGCCGACCAAGGGCAUAUUCAAAUCCAACCUGUAACCCACCCCCAUCCCUUGAUUCAAGUGAAAGUAAUGAUUAGCAUGAAGAAUUUCAGGACUUGCUGCUUUGCUUGCGGCCUCCGCUUUGAGGAUCUUGUUUACGCUUGCCUUUCAUGCGGAAUCCUACUCCAUAAAUCCUGUGCUGAUUUGCCUAAUGAAAUCACUAGCCAUUUGCAUCCGAACCACUUGCUCAAACUCGUCAAAAACUCUUUCUGGUUCCACGAGAGAUUUUCUUGUCGAGUGUGCUUACAAUCUACUGGCCACUUUUUCUACAGCUGCGGAGAAUGUGACUUUGGGUUGGAUGUUAAGUGUACAAGAUCUGCAUUCCCACUUAUAAUUGUUAGUAGUAGUAGGCUGGUUGAGUGCUUGAGGUUAAGUAGGCGUCUGUCUCCCAGGAUACAACGGAUUAAAGGUGAAUAUGUUAGCACCAAACUUCUUCACCACAGCGAACUCGAACUGGAGCAAUAUGGAACACUAUAA